AUGUCUGUGUGGCCUACUGCUUUUCCCGUUUCGCAAGAUACCUCAAUAACAUCGUUUCAACAAAAUGAUGUGGUUGUCCCAAAUUUUGACUUUGCACAGGAGGUACAUAACAAAGACUCAAUGUAUUCACGUUUAGCAGCAGGUUUCCUUUGUUCUGGCGACGGCAACAAUCUUCCAAUAUCAAUUAGCGAUCCAAAUUUGGAUCAUUACUCUUUCCUGAUUUAUUUCCUUAUGGCUCAUCAAAUUCACGCAUGUAAUCCCGCUAAAUGCGGCGGACUCCAUUGGCUGGAGAAUAAUGCCGAAAAGGAUUUCCUAGAAAAAUUUUCCCAAUUAUUAGUGUAUAGAUCUAUAAACCACAUGACCAUG
Paraglomus occultum is the source of this 366-nucleotide messenger RNA. Lineage: Eukaryota; Fungi; Glomeromycota; Glomeromycetes; Paraglomerales; Paraglomeraceae. The record is from the annotation of a GenBank genome assembly.